Messenger RNA from Lepisosteus oculatus (spotted gar), 2825 nucleotides. RefSeq names its product chromatin remodeling regulator CECR2-like. Gene Ontology annotation, biological process: chromatin remodeling; single fertilization. Gene Ontology annotation, molecular function: protein binding. NCBI's taxonomy places the organism in Eukaryota, Metazoa, Chordata, Actinopteri, Semionotiformes, Lepisosteidae. Gene Ontology annotation, cellular component: CERF complex. The record is from RefSeq and is a predicted model, not a curated record.
AAUACUUGUCGUUAAACAAACGACAAACGAGAGAAAGAGAGAAAGACAUGAGUGAAAAAGCAGUACAAUCUAGCGUUUCCCUGGAGAUUUUAAGAUCCUGGUGGGAGAUCCCUGCAGUAGCCCAUUAUUGUCAGCUGUUUCGUGAUGUUUUUGUUAUCUCGGCUUUUGAAAUCGAGGUACUCGAGGAAGCUUUGCUGGCUGAAAACUGGGAGUUUUUAGAAGUGCUUCUAUUGCAUCUUCUCAAAGGGUGCUAUCAGCGCCAGGAUAUAUGUAGCGAAAACUUCCACUCGUACCUGAAGGAUAUUGUGUGGUAUCGCUGGGAGCUGGAAGAUGGGCUGGUUAACCCGCUGCAGGAGAAAAGUUUCAGAGAUCUCUCUGCAAAGUCUAUCGUGCAGAUACUGCUCAGGCUCUGUGUGUACCGAAUGGACGCUCCUGAUGUCACUGAUCAAUUAAAGGCAUUUGCAGCAGACAGCUUGCGUGUCGACCCCGUUGGUGAAGACAGAAAUGGCACCCUGUACUGGUACUUCUGUGAAACUAGACUGUACAAGGAAGAGCCUCCACUGAACAGAGUAAAGCAGAAAAGAAGGACAAGCCUAGCCGAGACAGUGAAGAAAAAAAAGGAAUUUAUGAAGUCAAGGAAAUGCAAAGUGAAGACCUUAAGGCAAAAGGAUAGAGCACAAUAUUCAAAAAAGAGCAAAAAGAAAAAAACGGGAAGUAGGCUGAAGAAAAACGAAGACUGCCACAGACUUGAAGGGGGAGAAAAUGAGAGAUUUCCUGAGAUCAGUAAUAAGAGAAUGUUGACCCUGUGUGCACAAUCUGAGUAUAUGGGCACUUGGUCCCUUGUGUGUGAACGUUUGGAAGACUGGAAGGAUUUGGCCGCAACAUUCAGGGGAAGCGCGUAUCGGAGAGAGCAAGAACUCUACAAAACCUUCGUUCAGACUCUGAUUCCUCAAAUUGGACACUUAAGCACUCAGAAGAAAAAGAAAGAGGUACUCACCCAACCAAGAAGAAUGUCUGAGUGCAUUCAGAAAAAGCAGGAGACACAUGAAAAUAAUGUUCUGCUUUUAAAAACAAAAGAUGGUGGAAGAGGCAGCCGUGAAUGUAUUACCAAAGAGGAAAGUGCAGGACCUUUAAAGCAGAGAGAAAAUCCAACAGGAAAAGGUAAACCUCAAUGUACAAACCUAGUACCUGAAUUAUAUGUAUUUGACACAGUUCGCAUUUUGCAUCUGUCACUGACAGGGAAACUGAAAAAAUAUCAGAAACAGACUUCUGGUGUAUGCAAAGAGCCUUCUUCUGAGAAGAGAAAAAAAGAAGAGCACCUGGAUCUCCACAGUGAUUAUUCAGACAAUGAGGAAUACAUGUCCAUGUUCAAAGUUCUGGAAACAGUUAAGAACCAUGCGGACUCAUGGCCAUUUACAGAUCCUGUAAAGGAAGAUGUACCUGGCUACCACAAAAAUAUUAAGGCUCCGAUGGACCUUCUGACCAUUGAGGAUAAUCUCAUUCAUAAGCGAUACAAGACCACAGAUGACUUUGUAGCACAUUUUGGCCUGAUUUUUAAAGAGGAUGAGCUGUAUCCUGGGAAAAGCGAGUACACCCUGAUGGCAUCUUCUGUGAAACAGUGCUUCCACAAUGCCAUGCGGAAGUAUUUCCCUGAGGAGCAAUCAGACAGCGACGAAGAGGAGUUCACAAUGGACACGAUCAAAGGCAAACCAGAGAAGAGAAAGAGGCGCUCAACACCAAAGAAGGCUGCAGAAAGGAAUGUGUUAAAAUUGCUAGAUGAAGAAGUCAAUCCCAGGAGAUAUCACAAAAAAAUAUACAAAAAGGAUGUUGCAGAGCUUUGUGUCCAAAGACAGAUCCAAGCAGCUGCGCCAACAGCAUACCAAUUUAUUCACACAACAAAGCAACCCAGCUUAAUUGCACCAUCUCCCUGCUAUGUUAACAGACCACAGAAUGUGACAAUGUUGCCACAUUCUCCAAUGAUGCCUUUACUACAAACUCCCAGUCAAGAGUCAUUGAGUCAAGCACCAUUUCCAACUUCAAAGGUCUUUUACCCCAAUAACCUCUUUCCAGUGCAGUGGCAGAGCUCCAUCUCUGGAUCUGUUCUACCAUAUGCUUGGGCAGUGACUUAUUUUAUUCCAGCCUUCCCACAACCUGCACCAUACCUGGGAACACUGGAACGGGCAAAUCAAGAAGGAGAAAAACAGCACAAAACAACUCCUGUUGUCUUUGAAUUCAUACCACAGCUUCCCAAUAUCUUACAAAAGAUGGAGAUGCCUUAUUCAUGUGACGUUGUACCAUGUAAGACCUCUCCAACACAUGAACCCACUUUGGAAGGUAUAUCAAUUUGUAAUGGAAAUGCCACAAUGGGAGUCGGCAAACAUAAUGUCACAGAGUAGCAACAGAUAAGAAAAGUGCCCCCUAGUGAUAUGAGCUGUCUACACAGAGCCUCGCAGUCAGCAGGUGCCGCAGAUACAGCAACUAGUGAAGAUUAUAGUGAAAGCAGCUCUUGAAUUCAGUGUCACUGAACAAGAAGACUUGACUUCCUCUCUGAAGAUGAAAAAAAACCGAAGAUAGCAAUCUGCCUGGGCAAAAGAGCAAUGAAGACCAAACUGCUGAAGAAGCCCAGAGGAAAAAGCAUAGAAAUCUCUCUAUGAAUGCUGGGAAAAGUCAGCAACCCUCAAAUGACACAGAAAGGCAAAAUGUUAGAACUAGAGUUACUGAAAUGCUCAUCUUAAUUCUGGUGUUAAGGAAGAAGAUGAUUUAAGUAUGUUAGUAAAUAGCAUGUUAGUCAAAACAUGAAAUAAAUGGCUCAUAAUUUAAGGUAA